Molecule: messenger RNA, 757 nt
Organism: Pistacia vera
Lineage: Eukaryota; Viridiplantae; Streptophyta; Magnoliopsida; Sapindales; Anacardiaceae
Exons: 8
Coding region: 1-654 (217 amino acids)
Cellular component (GO): mitochondrion
Molecular function (GO): protein-containing complex binding
Source: RefSeq, a predicted model, not a curated record
AUGAAGUCGAUUCUCACCUCACGUUUGUUUGUGCACUUUGUUGCUAUUACUAGGUCUGGGAGGCCAUCUUAUCAGGAUUCUUGGACUAACAGCAUUGUCUGGCAUCAAGGAGACCUGCUUUCACCUGAUUCAUUUAAGAGUGCAAUGACUGGAGUGACUUCUGUGAUCUCAUGUGUUGGAGGUUUUGGCUCAAACCCGCAUAUGUACAGAAUUAAUGGGACUGCAAACAUAAAUGCUGUAAUAGCUGCAGCAGAGCAAGGUGUAAAAAGGUUUGUGUAUAUCUCUGCUGCUGACUUCGGUAUAUUGUAUUAUUUACUGCGAGGAUAUUUUGAGGGCAAGAGAGCCACUGAGACGGAGUUAACGAAGAAACUGCCACAUGGAGGUGUAAUUCUGAGGGCUGGCUUUAUUCAUGGGACUCGUCGGGUGGGGCACAUGAAGUUGCCUCUAAGUGUCAUUGGGGCUCCUUUGGAGAUGAUUCUGAAGCGUGCAAAACUGCUGUCCAAAAUUCCGCUAAUUGGUCCACUGUUUAUACCUCCAGUCCAUGUAACUUCUGUGGCAAAGGUAGCUGUAACUGCUGCAAUAGAUCCAACGUUCCCUCCUGGCAUCAUCGACGUAUAUGGUAUACUACAACAUGGCCACCAAAAAUCAGCUUAGACUUGUUAGGAGAUCUCUUCUCUGUAUUUUUUUAUUAUUAUUGUUCUGAUUAUGCAUAUCAAUAACCAGCUAUUGAAUAGUGAGAAAAAUAAUAUUUCUCUGA